UGACGACCAACAGCAAAAUGAACCACCAGCGACAACCACCGCUCACAGAAUAUCGAGAUGCCAAUGAUCUUGUGGAGUCACUUUCCACCGGGAUUAAACAGAUGGCCAUGUUCUUGACACGGUUUGAAUCGCACUCCAGAACCCACUUGUCAUCCCUAUCGGAGAAACUUUCCGCAACAGAGCGGAGAUUGGCAGUUUUGGAAGCCAAGACCAAAAGCUCCACUACAACCCCCGCAGCUGGCCUUCAUUCUUCAGACGCCUCGCCUCACGAAAGCUACGCAGUACUUUCACCGGUUCCGCAGGGGUCAAGUCAACAACCAGGUGAUAGAGUGAGUGCGGCACCAGUAGGUGGAGAACCAACUCAGACAGCGUGAAAGAAACUAGCAACAUGUAGAAUAAUGACAUAAAAAGAGCUAAAAGAACGACUUCAAAAGCAUUUAUACAUCAGAAGCAAUAAUAAAUGACAGACAGAAA
Spizellomyces punctatus DAOM BR117 is the source of this 474-nucleotide messenger RNA. RefSeq lists its product as uncharacterized. Lineage: Eukaryota; Fungi; Chytridiomycota; Chytridiomycetes; Spizellomycetales; Spizellomycetaceae. The coding region runs from base 18 to 374 and encodes 118 amino acids. The transcript is spliced from 3 exons. The record is from RefSeq and is a predicted model, not a curated record.